AUCGUGGUAAUGUUGAAACCCUAAUUUCGUGGGUUUAGGGUUUUGUAUCGCAAAAAAAAAAAAAUCAAAUGAAGAAGAAACAAGAAGAGAGUUCGUUGGAGAAGCUAAGUACUUGGUAUCAAGAUGGAGAACAAGAAGGUGGAGAAAGAAGUGAGAAGAGAAGAUUGAGUCUUAAAGGUUCAGACUUUGAGAGUUCUUCUCGAAGUGGUGGAAGUAAAAGCAAAGAAGAAAGUAAGUCUCUUGUUGAUGUUGAGCAUCAAGAUCGUGAUUCCAAUAAGAGAGAACGAACUCAUGGAUCUUCUUCUGAUUCGAGUAAGAGGAAGAGAUGGGAUGAAGCAGCUGGUUCUGGUAAUGAUGGUGAUUAUAAAAGUAGUAAGCUUUCUGAUUCUAGACAUGAUAGUAAUGAACAUGGUGAGAGUAGGAGAGAUUCGAAGUUUGAUAGGAGUUUGAAGUCUAGUAGUAGAGAGGAGAAGAGUAAGAGUCGUGGUGUGAAAGAUGAUGAUAGAGGUAGUCCUUUGAAGAAAACUGAGGUUGUUAGAGAAGUGGGUCGAUCUAAUAGGUCGAAAACACCGGAUAGAAGUGGUAAGCGUUAUCAAGAAUCUGAGCAGUCGGAUGCGGAGUAUGAGAAGGAGAAGUAUGGUCGAAAAGAUGAGAGGUCUAGAGGUAGGGAUGAUGGUUGGGGUGAUAGGGAUAGGGAUCAAGAAGGUUUGAAGGAUAAUUGGAAGAGGAGACAUAAUAGUGGUAGUGAUAAAGAUCAGAAAGAUGGGGACUUGCUUUAUGAUCGUGGAAGGGAACGGGAGUUUCCGAGGCAAGGACGUGAGAGGAGUGAAGGCGAGAGGUCUCAUGGUCGUUUGGGUGGUAGGAAAGAUGGAAACAGGGGUGAGGCUGUUAAAGCUUUGUCAAGUGGUGGCGUUUCAAAUGAGAAUUAUGAUGUAAUUGAGAUACAAACCAAGCCACUUGAUUAUGGCAGAGGGGAAUCAGGACCCAACUUUGCUCGUAUGACUGAAUCUGGUCAGCAACCUCCUAAAAGGCCUAGUAAUAAUGACGAAGAGUGGGCUCACAACCAGGAAGGUAGACAGAGAAGUGAAACUUUUGGUUUUGGGUCUUAUGGGGAGGAUUCGAGAGAUGAAGCUGGUGAAGCCAGUUCUGAUUACACAGGGGCUAAAGCAAGAAACCAGAGAGGUUCAACACCUGGUCGAACUAAUUUUAUGCAAACCCCUAAUCGAGGUUCUCAGACUCCACAAGGCAUUAGAGGGAACAGACCCUUAAGGGGUGGGAAAGGAAGACCUGCUGGUGGCAGAGAGAACCAACAAGGUGCCAUUCCAAUGCCUAUCAUGGGGUCACCAUUUGCAAACCUUGGAAUGCCACCACCCAGUCCCAUUCAUUCUCUUACUCCUGGCAUGUCGCCAAUUCCGGGCACUUCUGUCACCCCUGUCUUCAUGCCUCCAUUUGCCCCAACUCUUGUAUGGCCUGGGGCCCGAGGAGUUGAUGGUACUAUGUUACCUGUUCCUCCUGUUCUCUCACCUCUUCCUCCCGGACCAUCAGGCCCAAGAUUUCCUUCAAUUGGCACACCGCCAAACCCGAAUAUGUUCUUUACUCCACCAGGUUCUGAUAGAGGAGGGCCUCCUAACUUCUCUGGGUCUGCGUUCAAUGUUUCUGGACAAAUGGGACGUGGAAUGCCAUCUGAUAAGAAUUCAGGGGGUUGGGUUCCUCCUCGAGGUGGUGGACCUCCUGGUAAAGCUCCUUCUAGGGGAGAGCAAAAUGACUAUUCCCAAAACUUUGUGGAUACUGGAAUGCGGCCCCAGAAUUUCAUUCGAGAGCUGGAGCUUACCAAUGUGGAAGACUACCCCAAGCUUAGAGAGCUCAUACAGAAGAAGGAUGAGAUUGUAUCUAAUUCUGCUUCUGCACCAAUGUAUCUGAAAGGCGACUUGCAUGAAGUUGAGUUAUCUCCCGAGUUAUUUGGAACAAAGUUUGAUGUUAUUCUUGUUGACCCACCUUGGGAGGAAUAUGUCCAUAGAGCUCCUGGUGUCUCUGAUAGUAUGGAGUAUUGGACAUUUGAGGACAUUAUCAAUCUCAAGAUUGAGGCAAUAGCUGACACUCCCUCCUUUAUCUUCCUCUGGGUUGGUGAUGGUGUUGGGCUUGAACAAGGGCGCCAAUGCCUGAAAAAGUGGGGUUUCAGAAGGUGUGAGGACAUUUGCUGGGUGAAGACCAACAAAAGUAAUGCAGCACCAACAUUGCGACAUGAUUCUCGUACUGUGUUUCAGCGUUCCAAGGAGCAUUGCUUGAUGGGGAUAAAGGGUACUGUUCGACGUAGCACUGAUGGGCAUAUAAUCCAUGCUAACAUCGACACUGACGUAAUUAUUGCUGAAGAGCCUCCUUAUGGUUCGACUCAGAAGCCUGAAGAUAUGUAUAGGAUAAUAGAGCAUUUUGCACUUGGUCGCCGGAGGCUUGAGCUUUUUGGUGAAGACCACAAUAUUCGAGCUGGCUGGCUUACUGUUGGAAAAGGCCUUUCUUCCUCAAACUUUGAGUCGCAGGCUUAUGUGAGGAACUUCGCAGACAAGGAGGGUAAAGUGUGGCUAGGGGGAGGAGGAAGAAAUCCACCUCCAGACGCACCGCAUCUCGUUGUGACUACUCCUGAUAUAGAAUCGCUUCGGCCCAAAUCACCAAUGAAGAAUCAGCAACAACAAUCAUAUCCAUCGUCUCUAGCCUCUGCAAAUUCUUCAAACCGAAGAACCACAGGAAACUCACCACAAGCAAAUCCUAACGUUGUUGUCUUACAUCAAGAGGCUUCUGGAUCUAACUUCUCUGUUCCGACCACACCACAUUGGGUGCCACCAGCAGCACCAGCCCCCGCAGGUCCUCCUCCAAUGGACAGCUUUAGAGUGCCUGAAGGUGGCAACAACACAAGACCACCUGAAGACAAAAAUGUUGACAUGUACGGCUUUAAUUGAGCCUCUCCCAAAAUUGCAGAGUUUCCAGAAUUGUUUCUAUUGAAUGGAUAUUUUACCCCUUUGCAUUGAGAAACUCUGCUGCGUACGGGUUUUGGUUCUCUGUUUGUAAUUCUUUUCAAUUGUUACUUUCGUAGAGCCAAUACUUUAUAUUCAUUUCAUUAUCAAUCAAGCUUUUACUAAUAAUCCCAAUCUGCUCCA
Molecule: messenger RNA, 3149 nt
Organism: Arabidopsis arenosa
Lineage: Eukaryota; Viridiplantae; Streptophyta; Magnoliopsida; Brassicales; Brassicaceae
Source: the annotation of a GenBank genome assembly